Messenger RNA from Eremomyces bilateralis CBS 781.70, 1431 nucleotides. RefSeq lists its product as uncharacterized. Gene Ontology annotation, cellular component: Golgi apparatus. The transcript has 4 exons. Bases 1 to 1431 code for a protein of 476 amino acids. Lineage: Eukaryota; Fungi; Ascomycota; Dothideomycetes; Eremomycetales; Eremomycetaceae. The record is from RefSeq and is a predicted model, not a curated record.
AUGGACGAGACGGUGGAGGAAUUCACGCUUCCCAGUACCGGAAGCCGCAACACCGCCAAUAUUCAUCCCAAAACGAGCCCCGAAUCCCGGGCGGCCCUUCUCGCGGAAGCGCCCUCGCAACCCAUUGACACCUCAUACCAACCAUACAUCCAUCCAGCCCCCAGCGGACCAUAUUCUCGGACCUCCGCGAACUUCGCUCCCGCUCUCUCUCCGCAACCGCUCUCCUACAACCCCCAGGAUCCCCAACCGCCAGGCGGCUUCCACGACCGCGAAGGCCUAACGACGGCCUACACCGGCCCCAAAAAUCGACGCAAGAUGAAGUUUUACAUCCCGACCUCGGCAUGGACGUGGACGUUCAUGCUGACGACCAUCUUCCAGGCGAUCAUCGCGCUCGGGCUAGAAUCAUAUGUAUUUGCGCGAUUCCAAUUGGAUUUGAGGAAUCUGCAUGAAAACGCCAACAGUGACAAGCAGACGGAGACGCGGUCGAUCCCCACGUACCUCUCGUUGCUGAUAUUCGGGCUCGUGUACCAGCUGUGGUUGGUGUACGAUGCGUUGCGGUUGAAGAACACGAUUCAAAUCAUCGGGAUCUGCCUCUAUAACCUGGGGAUUAUGGUGUAUACGUCCAUUCAGCUGGACCAGAUCCGCGACGCGGUGGAGGUGUUGUCGGGAAGGGAUCAGAUCGAUAUGACGUACUGGAAUCAGGUCAAGAACAUCUUGAUCGCGGUCCCGGUCGUGAUUGCGCUGGGGACCGCACUGAUGAGCUUCGUGGCGUGGAAGUUAUAUGGGGAGUUCGCCUGGACCAUCUAUAAGCAAAUCAGUGCGGAUCUACGGUUGAAGAGGAACUAUUUGAUUUUCCAGAUCUACAUCGCGCUGCUAAAGUUCGAUUUCUUCUUCUUCCUCGGCUUUACCAUCCAGUUCAUUGUCGUCGUCAAUAACACCACCGACGUGGAGUUCAUCCUCACCAUCAUCGCCAUCCCCAUCACCAUCAUCAUCCUCUGCAUGGCCGCAUACUGGGUCAAGCGCGAAAACAUCGUCGGCAUGAUCAUCAUCAUCGCCCUCUGGCACGUCUUCCUCGCCUACUUCCUCUUCAAGCUCAUCCGCAUGUACUCCACCGACCCCCGCCGCAUGGAAGACUACCGCCCUGCCCGCCGCACCCUCACCUCAUUCGCCGUCAUCACCAUCAUCCUCCUCAUCGUCACCAUCACCAUCGCCAUCUGGUGCACCCGCAACUUCAACACCGGCCUCAAGCCGCACAUCGUCUCCGGCCGCAAGAAGCGGGGAGACAGCAACGAGCCCGCCCAGGAGUGGCAGGACGAUCGGUAUGAGGGCUACGCGUCGUAUGGUGAGCCGGGGAAGGCGGCGCCGGGGUACAGGCCGUCAGACGUGCCGUUGUCGAACCACCCAGGCGGGAGCCGGUUCCAGAUUGAUUAA